Messenger RNA from Opisthorchis viverrini, 3486 nucleotides. RefSeq lists its product as hypothetical. NCBI's taxonomy places the organism in Eukaryota, Metazoa, Platyhelminthes, Trematoda, Opisthorchiida, Opisthorchiidae. Gene Ontology annotation, molecular function: ATP binding; DNA helicase activity; DNA polymerase binding. The coding region runs from base 1 to 3486 and encodes 1161 amino acids. The record is from RefSeq and is a predicted model, not a curated record. Gene Ontology annotation, cellular component: nucleus. Gene Ontology annotation, biological process: negative regulation of DNA recombination; regulation of double-strand break repair via homologous recombination; telomeric loop disassembly. The transcript has 24 exons.
AUGCCGACCCUCCAUCUCGCCGGUGUUGAAAUCGAGUUCCCUCACGAGCCAUACGACUGUCAGUUGACCUAUAUGCAUAAUCUGUUGGAAUCAUUACAACUGGUAGAAUGGCGGUUUGUAAAUAUGCAAUCACGUUCAUUAUUUGACGAUUCCCACAACUUUCUUGCGAUUGUCAUCUCACUUGUGUUCGCUACUUUUCUUCGCAGCCGGAACGUGAGUGUGAUCGGUUCGCGUGAUCAACUGUGUUUACUUCCGGAGGUCACUUCAUUAGACUCAAGCUCGGCAAAAGUCUUUGCUUGCCGGGGCCGAGUUCAAACACGAACAUGCGACUACUAUAGGAACUUUGACAUGAAGCGCGACAGCUUGAUGAACACUAUCAAAGCGGAAGGUGUAGUUGACAUAGAAGAUCUGGUCAAGUUGGGUAAAUCGACAAGGCUUUUCUCGACUUCGCGCAAGUUUUUAUUAAAUGCUUCUAUUAAUUUCGGUGGAAAUCCGUUUUCGUUUUCUGCUUUCUCCAGCUGCUGUCCUUACUACAUGUCCAGGGAAUUGAAGACGAAUGCGGAAAUCAUCUUCACGCCGUACAACUACUUGUUGGACCCUAAGAUACGAAAACUUUACAAUAUCGAACUCCAAAACACUGCUGUCAUCUUCGACGAAGCUCAUAACAUUGAACAAGUUUGUGAAGACGCUGCUUCAGUGAACCUCAGUUCGAGUGUUCUAGCUGCAGCAAUUGAGUAUCUUCGUGUAGUUUGUGAGGUGGUAUUCAGUCUAACUGCACAGACCCAACUAAAUGACGCAGUUCCAACAGAAGAUGUGCUGGAUGCGCAAAGUUUGGCUUCGUAUGAUAUUUCUCGAGCUGGUGAAGAUAAAUGUCAACUGAUUGAGCUUGAACGCCUGAUUGAUGAGCUUCAAGUUGGAGCUGACGGGUUUAGCAAAUCGAGCGAUUUUAUGUUUGAUCUGCUUGCUCGUGCUGGAUUUAAUGCGCAUACCAAAGAGAUGGCUUUGUCAACCAUAGAAGAAGUCCUUUCAGUUGCAGCGGCUGCCGAAAAUCUGAAGCUUCGUAAACCGAAGGGGAUCAGUGAAAUUUCCGAGUUUCUGAAGGUGGUUUUCGACAGCAAGAACGUGUCACCACACUCAAAUAUCUUCUCUCUCCUGCGUCUGCCUGGUGUGGAUUAUUCGCACUGUUAUCGUGUGUUCGCAAAAGAUGAGCAGUUGGCAAACAGGGGCCGUGUGACUGCAGAUCGAGUCUGGGAUUCCCGUGGGGUUGGAUCCAAUCAGCCCGUUACCGACCGCACUUUAAGCUAUUGGUGUCUGAGCCCUGGUCGAGCUAUGCAGGACUUGAUAAAAGAACGAGUCCGCUGUGUGAUCUUGACCAGCGGCACACUGUAUCCUAUCGAGCCCAUCCAAUCGGAACUACACAUGAAUUUCCCCAUCUCCCUACAAAACCCCCAUGUGAUUAAGCCGGAACAAGUCCGACUCGCUGUGAUUACACAUGGCAAAGACGGGAUUGCACUAAAUUCCAGCUACGCAACUCGUGAUAAACCUGAAUACCGUACCAGUUUGGGAAUGACAUUAGUCGAGAUUAUUCAAAUUGUCCCCGCUGGAUUGUUGGUGUUCUUCACAUCCUAUGGAAUGAUGAGCCAAUGCAUAGAUGCCUGGAAGAACGAGCAACUGUAUGACAAAAUGCUCCGCUAUAAACGCAUCUUCGUAGAGCCACGGGACAAAGUUCAAUUCGCAAAAGUGUUUUCGGACUAUCGCGACGUGGCCUCUGGUGCCGUCCCGUGCGAUGUCAACGGAGCUGCUCUGUUUGCUGUGAUGCGUGGAAGAGCUAGUGAGGGUCUCGACUUAGCCGACUUCGCCGGUCGUGGUGUGGUCGUCUUGGGUCUGCCCUACCCACCUUUCCAUGAUGCACGUGUUCGUCUCAAGAUGUCCUACUUGGACGAACAACUCGCUGAACUGAACAAUCAAGCUUCUAGAUCAGGUCCAAAUGCAAAGGCUUUCGUGGCCAGUCACCCCACUGGUAAAAAGUGGUACAAUCAGCAGGCUUGGCGGGCUGUGAAUCAAUCUAUCGGAAGGGUUAUUCGUCACCAUCGUGAUUUCGGUGCUAUCUUUCUAUGCGACGAGCGAUUCGCACAGGUCUCCGCCCGCUCGCAGUUUCCCCACUGGAUGCAACCGAGCAUGCGAAUUUAUACCAACUUGCGUGCCGCGUUGGAAGAGACAUCUACUUUUUACAAGAGGGCCUCUAUCCUGUAUCCUACCAGUUCGGCGGGCUCCAGCACUUCUUACUCAUACUUAACCAAGUCGACAAGCACGGCAAAACCCAUAGAUGCACGUAUAAGCUCUGCUCCGUUAGCUGGACGUUCGUCAAAUCACCCCUUGCCGCGUGCUACUGAGGUUGACAUGUUUGCUCGGAGCUUGGGACCACAAUCUUCGGAUGGAGACUCUGUCUUGGCAAACUAUGCUGGUUCCCAAACACUCCCAGAUUUCCUGCCAGUUGGAGUCAAAUCGAGUAGUUCGUCCGUGUUCGAUUUCAUGGAUCAAAGUGCUUGUGCCGCGUCUCAGGCAAGUUCAAUUUCACGAGCAAUUAGAUACUACCAGAUUGCCCGGAGUAGUCGGGAUAUAGAGUCUUCAUCAGUUCUACGCGAAGCGUCAGUAAACAAAGACGAAAAUUUGGAAAUCAAACUACUCAAAGGACGACCUACCAAGCGAAUCAAACUGCUACGACCUGAGGCUCAAAAGUUGUCAAGUUCACCCUUUUUAUCAGAUCCUUCUACCUAUGUCGAAGCUGUGAAAUCGGCCCUGACCAAAACCGAUUCGGAACAUCCAAAUGGACUGAAGUUACGGACUUUCAAACAGGCGAUGCAGUCAUACCGGGAAUAUAUCUCGAAGGUCACACCCGAGUCGUCGGCAAAUGCCAACGUGAGUCAAGUGGAAGCUCUUCACAAGAAGCUGUGCAGUAUAUUCAGCUCACCAGAGACAUCAUCAUUCGUUUCAGGUCCCAGCACUUCAGUCAAGUGUUCUAAAUGCGGAGAAUGUCCGGCGCGCACUCCACUCGUAUCCGCAUGCCAACAUGUGGCUUGCUUUGGUUGCUGGCGUACCAUAAUUGAGGAGGGAAAUCGGCGCUGCCCUUCUUGUCAAAGUCUGUGUCUCCAACCAGGCACAGUGAGGAUCACGCGGUCCCCAUCCUGGAAGGCGAGUAGCACCGACAGCACCCAAGCGUUUCGUGAUCUCCUUCAUACUCCUCUGCCAGAAUCUGCUGUGUUUCAAUUGCUUGUUGGUCUGUUCGCCGAGCCUGGCAGUCAGGUUGCAGACAUUUCGUUACCCGUCGAAAAAAACUAUCACUGUGCGCACCAUCAGCAGCAUGAGCCACAAUAUUCCCGUAUAAAUAUUUUCGUCAGAUCAGUCCCGCAUAUUAGCGUGAUAUCUAGUUGUUCGAAUUUAGUACCGUCAAAUUCGCCUUGUGAGAAUCGCAGACAAAGAUUUUGA